AUGAAUAGGGCGUUCAAUAAUCGUAAAUCACUAAAGCAAGAAAAGAUUUUUCUUCAACGUAUGAAAGAAAAUCCUGAUAUGGCUUGGGGACUACCAAAAGAAAAAAAGAAAGAAUAUGAUGCAUUUUGGGUUAAUCUAGUAGCUGAACUCAAUGACAAUGGACCGCCUAUUAAACAUAUGACUGAGUGGAAAAAGACAUGGUCUGAUUGGAGAUCAUAUGUACGUAAAAAACUUGCCCAGAAUGGCACAAAAGCCGUACGCAUGACAGAUGCAGAAAUUCAAGUUGCAAAUAUUUUAAAAUUAAUAAAAACCCCAGAAAUAUCAUCCGAGGGAACUGAGACAUUUUUAUCAAAUAUAUUCCUUGCUGAUGACGAUUCAGAUGACAGUAGAUCGUCCGAUAGCAAUAAGUGUUCUUCGUCGAAACGUAAAUGUGAAGCGACAUCAUCACGGGAAGAUCAGAAUGAUUCGUUAUUAAAUGACACGAAACGUAAGCGUGAAGCAACACCAUCACAAGAAGAACAACAGAAUGAUACGUUAUUAAGUGAAACGAAACGUGACACAACAUCACUGGAAAAUGAUAAUGACACCUUACUGAGUGAUACUUCAAUACAGGAAGACCUAAGAGGAUUUCCAUUGCCCGAGACAACAUUUCCAAGAUUUUAUCGUGCUACUUCGGACAGUACGUCAAAGUUGGAGAACCGUGUCGCUCGUUGUUUUAAACGCAUUUAUAAUACCUUGGAAGACAUUUAUAAAAUUCAAAAGGAAACAAAUAAAGAAAAUGAACGCCAUCACAGGGUAAUGGAAGAGUUAUUGCGUGAAAAGAAUAUGAUUAAAAUGAGAUCGUUGGAAUUACAAGAAUUGAAAUACAAAUUUGAAUUGGAACAAAAACUAAGUAAUGGAAAUCAUGUGAAUGAUACAACGGAAUAA
Messenger RNA from Musca vetustissima, 927 nucleotides. RefSeq lists its product as uncharacterized. Lineage: Eukaryota; Metazoa; Arthropoda; Insecta; Diptera; Muscidae. Bases 1 to 927 code for a protein of 308 amino acids. The transcript has 3 exons. The record is from RefSeq and is a predicted model, not a curated record.